Molecule: messenger RNA, 2090 nt
Organism: Trifolium pratense (red clover)
Lineage: Eukaryota; Viridiplantae; Streptophyta; Magnoliopsida; Fabales; Fabaceae
Product: monogalactosyldiacylglycerol synthase 2, chloroplastic
Exons: 8
Coding region: 505-1992 (495 amino acids)
Biological process (GO): glycolipid biosynthetic process
Molecular function (GO): hexosyltransferase activity
Source: RefSeq, a predicted model, not a curated record
AUCACAACAAGUAAUAACUACCAAACAAAACCAAAGUCAUUUUCAAUUUUCAAUUCAAAACCAAAACACAUGAUAUGCAAAUACAAAAACCAAAAGGACAUAACAGCAAAACCACACAACACAUUAAUAACUAAUAACUAAAUUAAACAACUCAGCAACAACAUUCACAAAGAUUCGAAUCUUCCUCUCAGAACAUUCCAUCACAAACCCAAAAUCCAACGGUUGUAAUCCACCUAAGCUCAAACAAAAAUUCCAUGGCAUAAUUCCAGCAUCACCUCACAUAUUACACAAACAUUAUUACCAACACAAACCGUUCUAUAUACCUCUCUCAUCUUCCUCGUAUUUCGAUUAUUUCACACCAAUCAUUUUCUUCACUUUUUCUCAAUCUCAAUUUUCCUUCCUCCGCCGGAGAAACCUUGUAUCAGUGGCGGGAACAACGUGUUUGACUGUUAGGUGGUGAGUUUGUUGCAUUAUUUUCUUCUUCCUCUGUGACUUUUCGAAGCCAUGGAGGUUUCAGAUGUGUUACCUGAAAAAUCACCGAAAAUGUCUAUAGUAGAAAAAAUGUUUGGAGGAUCAAAUUCAGGGAAAGGAAGUUUCAAAAAGUCGCCGGAAAAUUCUAAAGUUUCCGACGAGUCGUCGUCGGAAACGCCGAAAAAAUCUAAAGAUGUGUCACCGAGAAAGUCUAUAGUGGAAAAAGUGUUUGGAGCAGGGAGUGUUAGCUUCAAGAAGAGUUCUAACAAUGAAGAUAACGAAGGUGGCAUGGAAUUAAUGGAAAUUGGUGGAGAAAGAACAAAGAAUGUGUUGAUUCUUAUGAGUGAUACUGGUGGUGGUCAUAGAGCUUCUGCUGAAGCAAUUCGUGAUGCUUUUCAAAUUGAAUUCGGUGAUGAAUACAGGAUAUUUGUUAAAGAUGUUUGGAAGGAGUAUACAGGGUGGCCAUUGAAUGAUAUGGAAGGUCAAUAUAAAUUCAUGGUUAAGCAUGUUCAAUUAUGGAAGGUUGCUUUUCAUAGCACUUCUCCUAAAUGGAUUCAUUCAGUUUAUUUGGCGGCCAUCGCCGCCUACUAUGCAAGAGAGGUGGAGGCAGGGUUGAUGGAAUACAAGCCAGAUAUUAUAAUCAGUGUUCAUCCUUUGAUGCAACAUAUUCCACUAUGGGUUUUGAAGUGGCAAGGUUUGGAAAAGAAAGUUGUUUUUGUAACUGUUAUCACUGACCUUAGUACCUGUCAUCCUACUUGGUUUCAUCCUUGGGUGAAUAGAUGUUACUGCUCUUCACAGGAAGUGGCGAAAAAAGCCUUACAAGAGGGACUUGAAGAAUCUCAAACUCGAAUUUAUGGUUUACCAAUCAGGCCUUCUUUCGCUCGCGCAGUUCUUGUUAAGGAUGAACUAAGAAAAGAACUUGAGAUGGAUCCUGACUUGCCAGCCGUUUUACUGAUGGGAGGUGGUGAAGGAAUGGGGCCUGUCAAGAAAACUGCAAAGGCUCUUGCAGAAUCACUUUAUGAUAAAAAAGCUGAGAAACCGAUCGGGCAGAUUGUAAUCAUAUGCGGUCGCAAUAAGAAUUUGGUAGCUUCCGUGGAAGCCAUUGACUGGAAAAUUCCAGUGAAGGUUAGAGGAUUUGAGACAAUAAUGGCCAAAUGGAUGGGAGCAUGCGACUGCAUCAUAACAAAAGCUGGACCAGGUACAAUUGCAGAAGCAUUGAUUAGAGGUCUUCCUAUAAUCCUCAACGACUAUAUCCCGGGACAGGAAAAAGGUAAUGUGCCUUAUGUGGUAAAUAAUGGAGCUGGCGUUUUCACCCGUAGUCCUAAGGAAACAGCGCGAAUUGUGGCAGAAUGGUUCAGCACAAAACAGGAUGAAUUGAAGACAAUGUCAGAGAAUGCACUUAAAUUAGCGAAUCCUGAGGCCGUGUUUAACAUCGUUAGGGACAUUCAUGAACUUGCUAAGCAACGCGAGCCAGGAGCCUUUCCUUACGAGUUGACCGCGUCAUUUACUAGCAUAAUCUAAUUGAUUAUUUGUCUGUUCAUCUUUCAUCAUAGUUUUUUUUAAUCAUUUCCAUUAGUAUUGACAUGUACAGUUAAUUUUUCAAGUUGCAUCAUUCUUUA